GCGACAGUGCUAACCUCUGUAAAACCGUGCCGCCCAGCUGCCGUCCUGCUUGCCAUUCUCCAGUGACAAAUGAGGUUCAACAGGAGCUGAGGGCAAUGGAAAGAGCAUGCUCACUGCCAGGGUGAACGGGAUCUCUCUCGCUGCUCGGCCGUGAGUGACUUUUGGGUUUCCAGACACGCCCUAACCACCGGGGCUGCCAGUUCUCUGAGGAGGAGGAGGAUCGGGUGAAAGUGGAGCGGAGGGAGCGAAGAAACCGUCCCCUGUCAGAAGUAUGCGGGGCUCGUCCUUUCAGACCUUACGUCAGCCCGGACUCUUUAACAGGCUGUCAGCCCGGGACGCAGACAGAGGCGCGCGGAGAUGACAGCGACGGGAAGAGGAUGUAGCACACCUGCGGAGUGCGGUGCGUCGUGCGUUUAAGAACGGGACUAAUUCUGGAUUCAAUGCAUUUGCGGUUCUCCACCAGUGAUGAGUUGGCUCCUGUUGUGGAUUCUAACAGCAGCCGGGAUUCAACAGGCCUACUCCCAGAAUUCCACUGCCAUGCCACCUGCCACAGCCGUCACAUCCCCCGCUGGGGACCUGUACAACCGGACACAGUACUGCAAGUGGCCCUGCGAGUGUCCUGAGGUCACCCCUACCUGUCCGCUGGGUGUGAGUCUCCUCAUGGACGGCUGUGACUGCUGCAAGGCCUGCGCCCGGCAGGUGGGCGAGGUGUGCAACGAGGCAGACACAUGCGACUACCACAAGGGACUGUACUGUGACUACAGCUCGGACAAGCCUAGGUACGAAAAAGGAGUGUGUGCAUAUAUGGUGGGAACGGGCUGUGAGCAUGAUGGCGUGAUCUACCGUAAUGGGCAGAGCUUCAAGCCCAGCUGUAAAUACCAGUGUGUGUGUGUGAACGGUGCCAUCGGCUGUGUGGCACUGUGCACAGAGUCCCAGCCUCCCCGGGUGUGGUGCCAAACCCCACGCCGGGUCAAAGUCCGGGGACAAUGCUGUGAGCAGUGGAUCUGUGAUGAGCCCAAGAGAGGGCGCAAGACGGCCCCACGCCAUGCAGUCGAGGCUUUCCCAGCUGAGACCAGGAGCUGGCACAAGAACUGCAUUACCCAGACUACCUCGUGGAGCCCCUGCUCAAAGACCUGUGGCCGCGGUCUGUCCAUGAGGAUCUCUAACGCCAAUGAGCAAUGUGAGCUGGUCAAAGAGUCACGUCUCUGCAACCUGCGGCCCUGUGAGGUCGACAUCACCAAACACAUCAAGCCAGGAAAAAAAUGUCUCAACAUCUACAGGGAGGAUCAGCCCUCAAACAUCACCAUCUCUGGCUGCACCAGCAAGAAGCAGUACAGGCCCAAAUACUGUGGCGUCUGCACUGACGAGCGCUGCUGCAUCCCCUACAAGUCCAAGACCAUCGACGUGGAGUUUGAGUGUCCCAACGGGUCGGGAUUCACCUGGAAGAUGAUGUGGAUCCAGGCCUGUUUCUGCAACCUCAGCUGCAAAAACCCCAACGACAUCUUCGCCGAGCUGGAGAGUUACUAUGGUUACCCUGAAGUCGUUAACUAAAGAGGUGACACGUCAGACAUGCUCUCUGCCUGUGGAAGCAUCUGACUUAUUUCUGACUUCUUUUUCUUAUGCAAUGUUUUGUAUUUGUAAUGUGUAUGAUUAUGUACAAGGGAUUUUCUUAUGGUCUUUUUUCCUAUUGGAAAAAUUUGUAUAUAUGAAAUAUAUAUGUGUCUCCAGAAUGGAUUCAUAAAGCAUGAUGUGCUUUUAAGAAUAUUUGAAGAAGUGCUUUGCAAAUGAAAAUAUUCAGCCAUUGAGUGUGUGAAAUAUUGAAGGCUUAAUUUAUUUAUGCAGCUUUUGGCAUAAAAUAACAUAUGUGAUGUUCUUGAGCUGCUUUCAAGAACAGUCAAACAUGGUCUUUAAACUCACAAACCAACUUAGGUAAUGAGGCUGAUGUGCCGAAGCUUUACUUUUGAAGAUUGUUUUUUGUUUACAAAUGACAUCUUCAAAUAAAAAAAGACACAAUCGUGACAGAUCUGUUACAAGGUUUUUAUUGUCAUUUUUUUAAUAAAUACAAACUGUUAUGUCAUUUUAAUGCUUUUCUACAGCAUUAGACGGUUGUGCAUCGCAUCUUUACAAAGCUGUGUAUGUGUUCUACAAAGCAAAUGUUGCUGUAGUGCAAGUAAAAUACGGGAGUAGAAGGUGUCAGGUAAGUUCUAUGGCUAUCCUCAUAUUAACAUGUGGACCUAUGACGUCACUCACCCAAAAAUCCACAACCACAUAGGAGCAUCACAUCUAGAAAGUGAACAAUUCCAUGGCACAUCUUUGUUCCAUUGUGCUUGAUUGCAUAGAAAUCAUCAUUUUAAAAAAAGAGGAAAAAAAACAUUUUUUUUUGUCUGAGGCCAUGAUCCAUUAAUAAAGCAUAAGAUGUAAAAGCU
Molecule: messenger RNA, 2426 nt
Organism: Toxotes jaculatrix (banded archerfish)
Lineage: Eukaryota; Metazoa; Chordata; Actinopteri; Toxotidae
Gene: ccn4a
Product: cellular communication network factor 4a
Exons: 7
Coding region: 466-1551 (361 amino acids)
Biological process (GO): signal transduction; cell adhesion
Cellular component (GO): extracellular region; extracellular matrix
Molecular function (GO): heparin binding; integrin binding
Source: RefSeq, a predicted model, not a curated record